AAUGCAGCAAACCAACCAUUUUAUGGCUUAGCAUGAUGUCAGCCUACUAGGGAAACCUGGCCACAGUUCUCCAACACUGAACCACAGGCGACCUCAGUUGUCUGAACCCCCCUGCCUUUGAGAAUGGGUUUUCUGAAGAGAGAAGAACAGCACUGUGUCAUUUGGGGAGGGUGGACCCUCUGCUUCUUUUGAACCAUCGCUGAGAAUUUCCCUUCCCCUCUUCCUCUGCUUUUCCUCAGCUGACUUAAGCAAGAUGAUGCCUUCCACUGAAACGGACACCUAAAGCUCGCCUUAAUGAAUGCAGCUUUUGGAGCCAUACCCAUCCUCCUCAGGAACCCAUCUAUCUACGGUUUGUCCCGAAUCACCAACAGCCUCUUCAUCAGCAAUGGAGAGGCCGCCAAUAACAAGCUCUUCCUCUAUGCUAACCGCAUCACCACUGUUAUUAACGUGUCGGUGGAGGUGGUCAACACCUACUUCCCAGACAUCUACUACAUCCACGUCCCUGUAAUGGACUGCCCCACUGCCCGAAUUUACGACUUCUUUGACCCCGUAGCUGAUAAGAUCCACGCUGUGGAACUGAACCAAGGCCGGACCCUGGUGCAUUGCGCAGCGGGCGUCAGCCGGUCAUCCGCCCUUUGCAUCGCCUACCUGAUGAAAUACCACUCCCUGUCUCUGGCAAACGCCCACGCCUGGGUCAAGUCAUGUCGGCCUGUCAUCCGACCAAACCUCGGUUUCUGGGAACAGCUGAUUGAAUACGAGUAUAAACUCUUUGGGAAGACCAGCGUCAGGAUGGUUCAGUCUCCGCUGGGUUUGAUCCCUGACCUCUACGAAAACGAGGUUAGAGUCAUGAUAGCGCUGUGA
Molecule: messenger RNA, 861 nt
Organism: Python bivittatus (Burmese python)
Lineage: Eukaryota; Metazoa; Chordata; Lepidosauria; Squamata; Pythonidae
Gene: DUSP18
Product: dual specificity phosphatase 18
Biological process (GO): peptidyl-tyrosine dephosphorylation
Cellular component (GO): cytoplasm
Molecular function (GO): protein tyrosine phosphatase activity; MAP kinase tyrosine/serine/threonine phosphatase activity
Source: RefSeq, a predicted model, not a curated record